AAGUUGUAGACCAAGUCCAGGAGGGAGGUGCAGUGGCAUUGUUGCCAAGCACAGCGCUCAGCCUUUUCCUGGAUAACGGGUCUGUGUGAGAGGAAGGAGGGCGGGAUCACAGAGGGAAAGUCCCAGAAAAGUUCAUGGAUAAAAGUUGGAGCUAAGAUGGCUGCUAGGGAGAGGAGAGGAUGGUGAACCCCAGCCGUGUGAAGCCCCAGCCGCCCCCCGAUCUGGACGGAGAGGAGAAGAAGAAGAGAAGGAAAGGCAAUCUAGAGAUGAAGACGGCGCCGUCCUCCUCCUCCUCGCCCAGCCUCCCGGCCCGGGUCAUGUUAGAGAUGGACGCUCUGCCCAGACAAGAGGCGCCCCCAGGAGGGUCCACCCCGUCCCCGCUCUCCUCCUGUUCUCGCCAGGCAUGGAGCCGAGACAACCCGGGCUUCGAGGCGGAGGAGGACGGCAUGGAGGAAGAGGAGGAGGACGGGGAGGAGGGCACGGUGGUGGAGAUGGAUGUAGAAUGGCAUCCCUCUGCUGGACAUGCCCGGAGGUCUUCUUCUCUGGUCUCCUCUAGUAGUGGGGGCAGUACUGGCCUGGUGGGGUAUCACCCCAAUAAUAUGGGGGGACAGGGGCAGAGAGGGGGAAGGAGGAGGAGAGGAGAGCCUGGCACUACAGCGGGCACUGCCACCCAUGAAGCUGAGCGCACUCAGGAGCUGGAAGGCUGGGGGAAGAUCCUGCACACCCUCCGAGGUCUUUGGGGUACAAGAUACACAGAAGACCGCAUAACUACCAGAGAGAAAUACCUGAAGAGUGUGCUCCGCGAGCUGGUCACCUAUGUGGGCUUUCUGAUUAUCUUAUGUAUUCUAUCUUAUGGGAUGGUGUCUUCCAGCAUGUUUUACUAUACAAAGGCAAUGACCCAGCAAUUUCUGGACACACCUGUUUCAAAGUCUGAGAGGACAAAUUUUAAAACCUUGAUGAAAAAGGAGGACUUUUGGAAGUUUGCAGAGGGCCCACUAUUGGAUGGUCUAUAUUGGGACAUGUGGUUCAACAACCGUACAACAACAGAAAACCAAAGCUUCGUCUAUUUUGAGAACAUGCUACUUGGGGUUCCUCGUCUCCGUCAACUUAAAGUGAGGAAUGGGUCCUGCACUGUGCCAGAAGAUCUAAAAGAUGACAUCAAAGACUGCUAUGAUAUGUAUUCUGUGAGGAGUGAAGAUACUGCCCCCUUUGGGCUACGAAAUGGAACAGCCUGGACAUACACCAAAGAAAAGGACUUGAAUGGCAGCAGCCAGUGGGGCCUCAUUGCCAUAUAUAGUGGGGCUGGGUAUUACUUGGACCUAUCCAGGGAGAGAGAAGAGGCAGCUGCGCAAAUUACAACUCUGAAGAAAAACAUGUGGUUGGACAGAGGCACCCGUGCAGUGUUUAUUGAUUUCUCUGUUUACAAUGCAAAUAUUAACCUAUUCUGCAUUGUGAGGUUAUUGGUGGAAUUCCCAGCUACCGGUGGCCUGGUCACAUCUUGGCAUUUUCAGACCGUGAAGUUAAUCCAUUACAUUUCCACAUUUGACUAUUUCCUGGCUGCCUGUGAGAUCGCUUUCUGUCUCUUUAUACUUUAUUACAUGGUGGAGGAGUUCCUAGAGAUCCGCAUUCACCGUCUGCACUACUUCAGGAGCCUUUGGAACUGUCUGGAUAUUGUGAUUAUUGUGUUCUCCUUGGUGGCAGUGGCAAUCCGCUUAUACAGAAUGACAUCUGUAGAAGGACCGCUCAAUAAACUCCUGGCGGACAUGAAUUCAUUUCCGAACUUUGAAUCUCUGGCUUACUGGCAAAAUCAGUUUAACAGUAUUGUUGCUGUGACUGUGUUCUUUGCUUGGGUUAAGCUCUUCAAGUUUGUGAACUUCAACAGAACCAUGACCCAAUUGUCUACAACUAUGUCUCGCUGUGCCAAGGAUAUCUUGGGCUUCUCCAUUAUGUUUUUCAUCAUAUUUCUGGCAUAUGCCCAAUUUGCCUACCUUGUGUUUGGUACUCAGGUUGAUGACUUCAGUACUUUCCAGGACUGUAUCUUUACCCAGUUCCGUCUUAUUCUGGGAGAUUUCGACUUUGCCAAGGUUGAGGAAGCAGAUCGAAUAUUGGGGCCCAUCUAUUUUUCAUCAUUUGUCUUUUUUAUCUUCUUCAUACUUUUGAACAUGUUUUUAGCCAUCAUCAGCGACACAUAUUCAGAAGUAAAAACAGAUAUGGCUCAGCAAAAAACUGAAAUGGAAUUGUCCGAUCUUAUAAAAAAGGGCUGUAGCAAAGCAUUGGUGAAGCUUAAGCUGAGGAAGACUACGGUGGAUGACAUUUCAGAGAGUCUCCGGCAAGGAGGAGGAAAGCUAAACUUUGAUGAGCUAAGACAAGACCUAAAAGGGAAAGGCCACACAGAUGCAGAAAUUGAGGCAAUUUUUGCCAAGUAUGACCAAGAUGGAGACCAGGAACUUACUGAACAUGAACAUCAGCAGAUGAGGGAUGAUCUGGAGAAAGAGAGGGAGGACCUGGAGCUGGAUCGUGGCUCUCUACCUCGUCCCAUGAGCGGUCGCAGCUUUCCACGUAGUUUGGAUGACUCAGAGGAGGAUGAUGAUGAGGACAGCGGUCACAGCUCUCGCCGCAGGGGCAGCAGCUCCAGUGGUGUUUCUUAUGAAGAGUUCCAAGUGCUUGUGAGAAGAGUGGAUCGGAUGGAGCAUUCUAUUGGGAGUAUUGUGUCCAAAAUAGAUGCCGUGAUUGUUAAAUUGGAAGCCAUGGAGAGAGCCAAAGUGAAGCGCAGAGAGGUCCUGGCAAGAAUUUUGGAUGGAGUCACUGAGGAUGAACGGCUUGGCCGGGACAAUGAGCUGCACAAAGAACAAAUGGAGCGGCUAGUGAGGGAGGAGUUGGAACGAUGGGAAUCUGAUGACACAGCUUCCCAAAUGAGCCACAGACUGGGGACUCCAAGCGGAACUAAUUGUCAACCUCGCUCCAAGACAUCACGGCCUCCCUCUUCCCAGUCUACAGAGGGGCUGGAUGGGGGAGGAGUGGCUAGCAGUGUCUCCAAUAGCCAGGUGUAAUUAUCAACAGCGUAAUGAAAGUUGAAAGUGCACUAUAGAGUCUUGUGUAGGUUGCCUAUUGCUCUCUAGCAGAAGGAACUGGAGACUUCGUAAGGCCAUGCCAGAAAUCCUCCACCUGAGAGCCGCAUGUAGCCUAACAGGGACCUGGUUAUUGCCUGUUUAAAGCAUACAAUGAACAUGAGGCCAAGUUUUCUCCAACAUAAGAUCAACAAACCUUCAUUUUAAAUGUUGAAUUUUGUUAUUUUUUAUAUUUUUGUGUCUGAAAUUUCGCCAAAAACUAUUAAGGGGGCUGGCCUCAAAAUUUUGCAUUUAGCAAGAUCUGACAUCAUAGUCAAUGUCAAAGCUUUCACCGCAUUCACUAAGCUAAGGGAAAAUGUCUUUGCAAAGUGAACAGCCUAUUUGCCUUUAAUAAUGCAACCUCAAAGUGCUGAAGCAAAAGGGUCUGCCUGACAGCCAGGCAACUAGCAUUUUCAGGAGGAGAGGCAAGCAAGGCAGAUUUAAUUUAAAGAAAACAUUGUCAGAGGUCCGCUAAUGCAAUUUAUACGAUUUAAACCAGGCAACCAGAACAUGUUAAUAUCGGUACUUAGUUUGCCUUUAACCACUUCAGCCCCGGAUGAUUUGGCUGCCCGAUGACCAGUCCAUUUUUUGCGAUGCGCUACUGAGUCGCUUUAACUGACAAUUGCGACGCUGUACCCAAACAAAAUUGACGUCCUUU
Rana temporaria (common frog) is the source of this 3765-nucleotide messenger RNA. RefSeq names its product polycystin 2, transient receptor potential cation channel (gene PKD2). Bases 180 to 3050 code for a protein of 956 amino acids. The record is from RefSeq and is a predicted model, not a curated record. NCBI's taxonomy places the organism in Eukaryota, Metazoa, Chordata, Amphibia, Anura, Ranidae. The transcript is spliced from 15 exons. Gene Ontology annotation, biological process: potassium ion transmembrane transport; release of sequestered calcium ion into cytosol; detection of mechanical stimulus. Gene Ontology annotation, cellular component: membrane. Gene Ontology annotation, molecular function: signaling receptor binding; muscle alpha-actinin binding; calcium ion binding.